AUUCAAAUGGGACAUUUUAAGUCAUAAGAAUUAAUGAUACAUUCAUAGGAAAAAUGUUAUUUACAUGUGACAUUGUCAUGAGUCUCACACUCUCACCUUUUAAGCCAAUGGAGCAUUUAACAAAUUGAGUGAAGAUAAGAUUAUCCAGCCCCUCAAAACAAUUAUCUUGCAUUGCUGUCUCAGCAAUAUCUACAGAGAAACUCAAAGUCAUAACUAUAUCUCAUUUAUGCACUCAACCACCCUAUUUAUAUAUAUUGCCAAUCAAACCACCAACAAAGACACCAUAAUUUCCACCAUCUAUUGCAAUUAUUCUCUCCUUCCCUACAAUGAGAGAAAAAACAGAACCAUUGCUGCUUCUACUACCAAUUUUACUUCUACUAUUUUCAGUAACCAAUUCAUCAGAAUUACCAACACAAAACCAUCUCCAAGUUGCACAUUCAACAUGUGAAGGAACACUCUAUCCAAACCUUUGUGUCUCAACCUUAUCCACAUUCCCAGAUCUUACCUCAAAAACAGUCCCACAAGUCAUUUGCUCUGUCCUUAACUUCACCAUAAAGGAAGUUAAAUUAUCAUCUAACAACUGCACCGACCUACGAUAUCGUAGCAGAAGUGUACAAAGCAUACUUGACAAAAGAGCCCUCGACGAUUGUGUCAAUUUAUUUGACACAACCGUCGAAGAGCUCAAAUCAACAAUUGCUGAUCUCUCUCAAAAUCAAACCACAAUAGCUUCUGACAGUAAACGUGACUGUCAAACUCUGCUAAGCGGCGCAAUGACGAAUGUGUACACAUGUUUGGAUGGUUUUGCUUAUAGUAAAUCCAAGUUAAGAAGCAAAAUUGAGAAUGGUUUGAAUGAUAUUUCUAAUCAUGUUAGUAAUUCACUUUCCUUGUUGAAGAAAGUUCCUGGAGUUAAGUCUAAAACUUCAAAGUCUGAGGCUUUUCCUGAAUAUGGUAAGGUGAAAGACGGGUUUCCGACGUGGGUUUCCCCGAAAGAUAGGAAGCUGUUACAAACCGCAACGAAUCAGACUAACUUCAAUCUUGUUGUUGCUAAAGAUGGCUCAGGCCAUUUUACUACUAUAGGAGAAGCAAUUGCUGCAGCUCCAAACUCGAGCGCAACUAGAUUUUUGAUACAUAUAAAAGCGGGGGCAUACUUAGAGAAUGUGGAAAUUAUAAGGAAGAAGACCAAUUUGAUGUUAGUUGGAGAUGGAAUUGGAAAGACAGUUGUGAAGGCUAGUAGAAAUGUUGUAGAUGGAUGGACCACUUUCCAAUCAGCUACAUUUGCUGUUGUGGGAGAUAAUUUCAUAGCCAAGGGAAUAACCUUUGAGAACUCAGCUGGAGCAAGCAAACAUCAAGCUGUGGCCUUGAGAAGUGGCGCCGAUUUCUCAACCUUCUACCAAUGCAGCUUUGUUGCUUACCAAGACACUCUAUAUGUCCAUUCUCUCCGUCAAUUUUACCGUGAAUGUGAUGUUUAUGGCACCGUAGACUUCAUCUUUGGCAAUGCAGCCGUGGUUUUCCAAAAUUGCAACCUAUACGCACGCAAACCCGAUCCAAACCAAAAGAAUUUGUUCACUGCACAAGGUAGAGAAGAUCCUAACCAAAACACUGGAAUUUCGAUUAUAAACUCUAAAGUUACGGCUGCUUCGGAUUUGAUUCCAGUAAAAUCAACGUUCAAGACUUACCUCGGUCGUCCGUGGAAAAAAUAUUCAAGAACAGUUUAUCUUAAUUCUUUUUUAGACGAUUUGAUAGAUCCGGCAGGAUGGUUAGAAUGGAACGGAACAUUUGCGUUGGAUACAUUGUACUAUGGCGAGUAUAAGAAUCGGGGUCCGGGCUCGAAUACGACAGCUAGAGUUAAGUGGCCGGGUUAUAAAGUGAUUACAAACACUACUGAGGCAAGUCAGUUUACUGUUAGGCAGUUUAUUCAAGGCAAUGAAUGGUUGAACUCUACUGGAAUUCCAUUUUUCCCUGAUUUGAGUUGAAAGUUGUAAUGGUGUCUAUCUCCAUUAUAUAUUCUUCUCUGAUUAUUGUGUACUAGAAUUUUAAAAUGUAUGUGUAAUAAUAAAUUGGUUUUUCCUAAACCGAUAAUUUGAUAUAUUCAUCCGAUAACUAAUGAGAACAAGUUAUAUGCAUGUGAGAAAAAAAUUGGUUACAAGUUAAAUUGUUGGUACCACAUGCAAAUUUAUUUAUGUGACUUGUUCUCAUUGAUUGUUAGGUAAAUACCCUCAAAUUGUCAAGGGAUGGAGUAGGUCUCGCCUAAUAAAUUAAUCAUGGAAAGUGAUAUGAGGUGGGUUAAUCUCCAAUCUUAUUUAUAUCAAGGAUUUGAUAAACUUAGCA
This is a messenger RNA of Trifolium pratense (red clover), 2328 nucleotides long. RefSeq names its product pectinesterase. NCBI's taxonomy places the organism in Eukaryota, Viridiplantae, Streptophyta, Magnoliopsida, Fabales, Fabaceae. The coding region runs from base 327 to 1973 and encodes 548 amino acids. The record is from RefSeq and is a predicted model, not a curated record. The transcript has 4 exons. Gene Ontology annotation, biological process: cell wall modification. Gene Ontology annotation, molecular function: pectinesterase activity; pectinesterase inhibitor activity.